GCGCACUCACGGCCGCUCUCCCUCCUCGCUCCGCAGCCGCGGCCCAUGGAGCCCGCCGGCCCGGCCCCCGGCCGCCUCGGGCCGCUGCUCUGCCUGCUGCUCGCCGCGUCCUGCGCCCGGACAGGAGUGGCAGGUGAGGAGCUGCAGGUGAUUCAGCCUGAGAAGUCAGUGUCUGUCGCAGCUGGAGAGACGGCCACUCUGCGCUGCACCCUGACCUCCCUGCUCCCCGUCGGGAACGUCCAGUGGUUCAGGGGGACAGGGCCAGGCCGGGAGUUAAUCUACAAUUUCAAAGGAGGCCACUUCCCCCGAGUAACAAAUGUUGGAGACACCACAAAGAGAAACAACACGGACUAUUCCAUCCGCAUCAGUAACAUCACCCCAGCAGACACUGGUAUCUACUACUGUGUGAAGUUCCAGAAAGGGAGCCCUGAUGACGUGGAGUUUAAGUCUGGACCAGGCACCCAGCUCACCGUGAGUGCCAAACCCUCUCCCCCCGUGGUAUCAGGCCCCACGGCGAGGGCCCCGCCUGAGCAGACAGUGAGCUUCACCUGCGAGUCCCACGGCUUCUCCCCCAGAAACAUCACCCUGAAGUGGUUCAAAAAUGGGAAUGAGCUCUCAGCCUCCCAGACCAACGUGGACCCAGAAGGAGACGGCGUUUCCUACAGCGUCUCCAGCACAGCCAAGGUGGUGCUGGCCCCGGGGGAUGUUCACUCCCAGGUCAUCUGCGAGGUGGCCCACGUCACCCUGCAGGGGGGCCCUCCUCUUCGUGGGACGGCCAACAUCUCUGAGACCCUCCGAGUUCCGCCCACCUUGGAGGUUUCCCAACACCCCACGGCAGGGAACCUGGUGAACAUCACCUGCCAGGUGAACAAGUUUUACCCCCGGCACCUAAAGCUGACCUGGUUGGAGAACGGAAACGUGUCCCGAACAGAAAUGGCCUCGACACUCAUAGAGAACAAGGAUGGGACCUUUAACUGGACGAGCUGGCUCCUGGUGAACUCAUCUGCCCACAGGGAGGAUGUGGUGCUCACCUGCCAGGUGGAGCAUGACGGGCAGCCGGCGGUCACCAAACACCAUACCCUGGAGGCCUCUGCCCACCAGAAGGAGCAGGACACAGGUGGAACCCCUGAGAAGCCUCACAGUCUGAACGGUAUCUUUAUCGUGGUGGGCGUGGUGUGCGCCUUGCUGGUGGCCCUGCUGAUCGCGGCCCUCUACCUCCUCCGAAUCAGACAGAAGAAAGGUGGGUGGAUUCCCCUCCUCCUCCCCAAGAGUUUGCCCCUGGGCUGUCCUUCCAGAGGGAGAGGCCGCAAGAGCCCCGCGGCGAGGGUCCCACCUGAGCAGACAGUGAGCUUCACCUGCGAGUCCCACGGCUUCUCCCCCAGAAACAUCACCCUGAAGUGGUUCAAAAAUGGGAAUGAGCUCCCAGCCUCCCAGACCAACGUGGACCCAGAGGGAGACAACGUUUCCUACAGCAUCUCCAGCACAGCCAAGGUGGUGCUGGCCCCGGGGGAUGUUCGCUCCCAGGUCAUCUGUGAGGUGGCCCACGUCACCCUGCAGGGGGGCCCUCCUCUUCGUGGGACAGCCAACUUGUCUGAGACCCUCCGAGUUCCACCCACCCUGGAGAUUUCCCAACAGCCCACGGCAGGGAACCUGGUGAACAUCACCUGUCAGGUGAACAAGUUCUACCCCCGGCACCUAAAGCUGACCUGGUUGGAGAACGGAAACGUGUCCCGAACAGAAAUGGCCUCGCCCCUCAUAGAGAAUAAAGAUGGGACCUUUAACUGGACGAGCUGGCUCCUGGUGAACUCAUCUGCCCACAGGGAGGAUGUGAUGCUCACCUGCCAGGUGGAGCAUGACGGGCAGCCGGCGAUCACCAAACACCAUACCCUGGAGGCCUCUGCCCACCAGAAGGAGCAGGACACAGGUGGAACCCCUGAGAAGCCUCACAGUCUGAACGGUAUCUUUAUCGUGGUGGGCGUGGUGUGCGCCUUGCUGGUGGCCCUGCUGAUCGCGGCCCUCUACCUCCUCCGAAUCAGACAGAAGAAAGGCAUCAGCGACUGGGUGUCCACAGGGGGAAUAGGGGUUUGGAGAGCUGCAGACACUGGUGACGGCCACCCAGACCCCGAGUGGCAGAUCCAGGACAACAAUGACAUCACAUACGCAGACCUGAACCUGCCCAAGGGGAAGAAGCCUGCCCCCCAAGCUGCUGAGCCCAACAACCACACGGAGUAUGCCAGCAUCCAGGCGUGCCCGCCGCCUGUGCCUGAGGACACGCUCACGUACGCUGACCUGGACAUGGUCCACCUCAGCCGGGCCAAGCAGCCAGCCUCCAAGCCCGAGCCAUCCUACUCGGAGUAUGCCAGUGUCCAGGUCCAGAGGAAGUGAGCAGGACCACAGUCAUCUCUAGGGUCUGUCCCCACGAGCCUUCCUGUCCCACGUGGGGCAGCCGUGAUGAGGACAGCCAGCCCAGUUCCCGGGGGGCUGAGGUGGCGUGGGCCCGGGGACCCAAGGCUGAGGUUGGCUCUUGUCUCCCCAACUCACUUGGCUCUCCAGCAUUUCCAGGGCGGCAGCCCCCUGCCUUGCCACACAUGGAGACUGAUGUUGCCAGACCUGCCAGGGAACAGACCUGGGAACUGGCCAGAGCCAUUAGGGAUCCAAGAACUCUCAUGCCUCUCUCCACCAAUGCGUGGAUCUUGGUCAUGGUCUUAGAGACCCUUGACUGCCUCCCUGAUGCUCUGCAGCCUGAUCUUCCAGGGUGGAGAGGGAGAAAACCCCGCGUCUUCCUCCCACCACCACCACCCAACUGGGGCUUUGGGAAAAGUUUUCCCUUUAGAUCGAACUGCCCCAUCCAUGGAGAAGCUGGUAAAAGAACCUCUGGGACCCACAUCCUGAGACUUGGGGAGGUUGCUGCCAACAGUCCUGGUCUUCCCAUCGCUGGACUGAUGAGCCGCAAGCCCUGGGGGAGGAGAGGACCCUCCAAGGAACCACCACCAAGGACCAAGGGACAAAACCCUUCUCUUCCUCACCCUCCGAGACUCCUUGAGGCCCCGUCAUCCCGCCCGUGACACUCCAUGUGGACCCAACUCUCCUUUCUAGACCUGAGCUUGCUUCCUCCAGCUAGCACUAAUUCAGCAACAUCUCGCUGUGGACGCCUGUAAAUUAUUGAGAAAUGUGAAACGUGCAAUCUUGAAACUGAGGUGUUAGAAAAUUUGAUCUGUGGUGUUUUGUUUUGUUUUUUCUUAAAACAACAGCAGCGUUAUCUUGGCUCUUUGUCAUGUGUUGAAGUUCAUGGUUGGGUCUUGUGCAGUCCAAGGUUUAACAGUUGGUUGUCCUGGAGGGAUUCUUUUAGAGCAGACACUGAGUGCCUCCAGAGUCCCGAGGAUAGGGAAGAAGGUUCCGCUUUGGCUACUCCAUGGAGAUGCUUAGCCUUCUCUCCAGGACUAAAUUGGCCAUGUUCUCAGCCAAGCCACGUGGCUGGUACUAAUGCCUUCCUUGCCCCCAGUGUAGUCCAAAUCUGCCCCUUGCUUCUCGGGGCUGCCUCUUCACAGGGCGGUCCUGCCGACACCUAAUGCCUCAGUCUACUCACCCAUAGCGAGGGGAGCGGAAGGCUGCCCUCCGUCCCCUCCAUCUCACAAGCACUUUAGGGCCAUGCAGGGUAGGAAGCUGUGCCUGGCUGUUUUCCCCACCCCUUUAGCGACCUUCCCCCGUUCCAGCUCUCUGAGCUGAUCCCUACAGGAGGAAUCUUCCAUUUCUGCUCUCAAACCCUACUGGGAUCAAACUGGAAUAAGUCCAAGACAGCCAGGACUGACCCGCCUUCUGUCGCCCUGUCUCAGGAGCUUGGGCAGAGGCUGUCACCUUGUUACCCUCUGAUACCCAUCCUUCCAAUUCAGUGUGGGGGCCUAGCUGGGCCCAGGGCAAGCAGGUGUUGCAAGCCCUGUUUGUUUGGUCU
This is a messenger RNA of Ceratotherium simum simum (southern white rhinoceros), 3949 nucleotides long. NCBI's taxonomy places the organism in Eukaryota, Metazoa, Chordata, Mammalia, Perissodactyla, Rhinocerotidae. The record is from RefSeq and is a predicted model, not a curated record.